UUAUUCAUUUAUAUUGAUCCAUGCCUCAUAAUUGUUUGUACGUCAUUCUGACAGUAUUUGGUUUUAGUUUCAUUUUUGAUUGUGAAUGUGUUAAUAUUGAUUACUAAUAAUAUUGUGUUUCAAAGAGGAGUACAGACGUCUGUGUGGGUUAAUUGUUCGCUGCUCUGUUAGUAAUGUCUCGGGGAUUCAGUAGGGGGAGCGCGCAUCUCUCUUCCUCAUUUAUUACAGACGAGUGAAGGCGAGAGCUGCAUGUGUGUCACACUCAUUCAUCUCCCAUCACUAUUCCCCUUGUUUAAGGUCAGUUGGAGCCACUGGACAAAGAGGUGUUUGUGUCUUACCUGGGGUUUUGUCCUGCGUGGCAACGCUGAUCCAGAGGAGGACACAGGCCCAGACGUAUUGACUACAAGCUGAAGAGACAGGACAGCACCAAAACACUGCUGAUAAAAACUGAACAGCUGCUGAGGAUCGAGGAGCACGACUUUGCCAUGAGACCAGGCUUUGGAGGUGCAGCCAUCCCUGUGGGCAUCGAUGUGCAGGUAGAGAGCAUCGACAGCAUCUCAGAGGUCAACAUGGACUUUACCAUGACUCUGUACCUGCGUCACUACUGGAAAGAUGAACGGCUGUCGUUUCCGUCCCGAAACAAUCAGAGCAGGACUUUUGACUCGAGGCUCGUGAAGAAGAUCUGGGUCCCUGACGUCUUCUUUGUCCACUCCAAACGCUCCUUCAUUCAUGACACCACCAUGGAGAACAUCAUGCUGCGGGUUUACCCAGAUGGAAACAUCCUCUACAGUGUCAGGGUCACAGUAACGGCGCUCUGCUCGAUGGACUUCAGCAGCUUCCCUCUGGACACACAGAACUGCUCACUGGAGCUGGAGAGCUAUGCAUAUAAUGAGAACGACCUGAUGCUUUACUGGAAGAAUGGGAACGACUCUCUGAGGACGGAUGAGAUCGUCUUGUCUCAGUUCUUCAUUGAGCAUUUCCAAGCCUCUAGUGGCCUGGCUUUCUACAGCAGCACAGGUUGGUACAAUCGUCUGUUCAUUAACUUCAUCCUGCGGAGGCACAUCUUCUUCUUCAUGCUGCAGACAUACUUCCCCACCAUGCUGAUGGUCGUCCUGUCCUGGGUCUCCUUCUGGAUCGACAGGAGGGCUGUUCCUGCGCGUGUCUCUCUGGGUAUAACCACAGUACUUACCAUGUCCACCAUCAUCACUGGAGUGUCCUCCUCUAUGCCUCAGGUAUCGUACGUGAAAGCAGUGGACAUCUACCUGUGGACCAGCUUCCUGUUUGUCUUCCUGUCUGUAAUUGAAUAUGCGGCAGUAAACUACUGCACCACUCUGGAGGAGAUGAGGAAGAUGAAGAGAUGGAAGAUCCCAUCCACCUUCAACGCCAGCCAGGCGAUGGCCUUUGAUGGCUGUUUCCAUGACAACGACAUUGAGCUGACUCCUUUCUCCCGCAUGGCACCCACCAUGACCUCUGACCCCCUCGCCACGCCAGACCAGGCCCCAGACAUCCGGCCCACAGAGGGGACUCGCCUCCGCCGGCAGCGGUCCGUGCGUGAAAAUGUGGACCUGUUUGUCAACAACAGCUACAUGAUUGACUCGUACUCCCGUCUGGCCUUCCCUCUGUCCUACCUGCUCUUCAACACCAUCUACUGGAGCCUGUACUCCUGAUCCACCACUGCACUCUCUCCAAGAACCCUGGUGCACUUUAACAGAGUCGAGUUGUGUCAGAGAGCAUGCUGGGGGAUUCCUCCUCUCCACAGGACUCCACAUGCACUUCAGUGAAUGAACUCUCGAUCGCAGGAGCCCCUUCAGCUCUGGCUACAUCAGUAAUCAUGUUCUUUACAGGAGAAGAUAAAAGCACUCCAGCUCCUCAGAGUAGGAACUCUUAAUUCCGCACAGUUUCACCCCGACAUCUGCCUCACGAGAGCAGGUUGAAUCCAGAGACUUGGAAGUUAAUGGAUCUUAAUUUGUUUUGUUUUUUUUUUUAUUAAGCUGUACAUGUGACUCUUAUCUUGUAAUACUCAAAGGUCUGGUUUCGAAAGGUUAUUUCACUUCUUAGCUAC
This is a messenger RNA of Epinephelus fuscoguttatus (brown-marbled grouper), 2062 nucleotides long. RefSeq names its product gamma-aminobutyric acid receptor subunit rho-3-like. Lineage: Eukaryota; Metazoa; Chordata; Actinopteri; Perciformes; Serranidae. The record is from RefSeq and is a predicted model, not a curated record. Gene Ontology annotation, molecular function: GABA-A receptor activity; neurotransmitter receptor activity; extracellular ligand-gated monoatomic ion channel activity. Gene Ontology annotation, cellular component: GABA-A receptor complex; synapse; membrane. Bases 486 to 1667 code for a protein of 393 amino acids. Gene Ontology annotation, biological process: signal transduction; chemical synaptic transmission; regulation of membrane potential. The transcript is spliced from 11 exons.